GAGGGAGGGAGACAGAAAGAGAGGCGCGAGAGAGGAGGAAACAGGCAACGCUGUCAAACGCAACUCAAGAGUCCAAAGAGACCAGAGGACUGUUUGGACUUCAGUUGCAGUUUUGUCAUUUGUGGAGUCAUACAGAGCUUACACAGGAAGUUCAAUCGAAACGGGACUUCUUCGUUGGACAUCUUUGGCUGUGGAAGUGACCGGCUGGAUGCGAUGGACCCGCUGCUGCCCGCAGACACGGAGGAAGACAAGGAUGCGAGGAGGAAGAUCCAGUUCUCUGUGCCUUCCUCCGUGCCCACCCAGCUGGACCCGCGACAGGUGGAAAUGAUUCGACGUCGGAGGCCGACACCAGCCACACUCUUCAGAUUGACAGAACCACCAUCACCAGAGGAAGACAUCGGCCCUCACCAGUGGGUUCUGGGGGAAAAUGGAGCCUUGAAAGCCAACCUGGUUCACACGUCAACCUACCAGCCACCCUCACUUAAAGCUGUCCAGAAGAUGUGCCAGGCCCACCUGGCCUCCCUAGACAUGUCUUCUGUGGACAAAGAGGAUCCCUCUUCUGGGGAGGAAGAGGAGGAACGUGAGAAGGAGAGCCAGCAGACAGCCUCAGCUACAGAUAUAAGGGAAGAAAGCAAACCUCUCAGGGAUCAGUGUGCUCCACCGGACAGUUUGACAGGAAGUGCUCAUCUCAGCCGUCACCACAGAGACAAAGAGGAGGCCAAAGAAAGAGAGGAUGUAAAAGGAGAAUGACAAAAGAAUAGGGCUCCAAUGGAGAUCGAGUGUAAGUGUGGAACAGUGUUGCAUUGCACACGUAUGGGCCAUGUGUGUGUGCCUGCAUGGGUGUGUGUUAUUUGGGUCUGUGAGUGUGUGCAUGCAUGCGACAAAAGAGUUGAAUGUGGAAAAGAGAGAGAGAGAGAGAGAGAGAGAGAGAGAGAGAGGAAAACAGACAGACAUUGAAGAAGGUCAGAAUAUUAAUGAGCAGGUAUAUGGAAAAGUUUAACCUGAAAUCACGUCUGGCCAGGGCUGAAAUUCAAGUCAGCCAAGGACAAUGUACAAGAAAUAUGAGAACUGCAUUUACUCAAGCAAAUACAUGUUUUUUUUAGGUUCAGGAUUCCACAGCAUUCUGGGACUUUGGGUAGUUUUUCCAGAAAACUAUAUCCAUGUGUGAAAAAUCUGAUUUUGAAUCACCUUCAUUCACAUCAUGUACAGGGCAUGCCAAAUAAUGAUACUGGUCCUAAAACACACAUCUCAAGAACAAUUGGAAAGAGCAGAUGAUGCACACAGCACAAGAUGAGAUAAAAUACCAUAUUAACCAUCUAAUGCAUAUUUUACAAACAUGUAAGAUUCUAUUUUAUCUGUAGUAUCUGAAGUUCUAGGGUCGUUAUGAGGUUAUUUUAUAUUAUGUCUCACACAGUUCGACCAGACAUUAUGAAUAAGGUCCAGAGGCUAUUGUGUAUGAUACACAGACAUGGUACACUAUAUUACAUGAUAUACUACAGUGUGAUAAGUAUACAGUACACAGUUAUAUUGCAGAGCCAAUCCCUAUUGGAAUUUAACCAAGGAAAUGUAGGGCUGCUUCCAAAGUUAGAACACAACUUUUUUCAGUUUGCUAUCCUCAACUUUGUAGACAUUUGCGUCCAAGAUCAAGGAAAUCAGAGUAUGGCUUACAGACGUUUUGAGCGCAGUCACAGCCACAUCAGACCAGAUUAAAUCAUAUCAGACUAAUCCAACUAGUCACGAAAAUGCAGCAGUUUUUACGGUUUCAUAUUAUGAACAGGCUUUUUUGUAACACGGCGAUUAGCAAGCAUGAUCUGUUUGUGAUGGCAGAGAUGAUCGGUGGGGACUGAAAGAAGACCUAUUAUUUAUUUUUUUUAAACAAUAUAUAUGAUGAGUGCAAAGGUUCAUUAUUAACCUUGAAUAUAAAUGUUUUUUUUGUUUUGGUUGCUAAUCAAACAAUUAUAAUGGGUUGUUGUUGGUAUUUGUGUGAUUGUAUGUCUGUAAAAGGAAUCUGUAGGAAUGUAAAAUGCUCCAGUCAUAUUUCUUUUCUAAGAAAAGAAAGACAAAAGGCUUCAUAUGGCAUUUUAGUCAACACAUGGAGUCAACAUGUAAUUUGAACGUGUGAUAAAUGUGUUUGGAUAUUGCAAAUGACAGCAGACAUUGAGAUUGAUUAAAUGAAGACCCUGAACACCUUUUUGCACUUUUAUGAUCUUUGUUCUUGUCCAUUUGUAAGCAGCCUCGGAUGUUUACAGACUAUAUAUGUGUUCUUUACCACGGCUAUUAGCAACAAGUAUUAGUGAAAUCAGAAAACAUUUACACAUUUUUGGCUUGAUAUUUGAGGAGAAACUCAAGAUGGCAGAGUAAUGACACCUGGUGUUCAGUACUUCUAAUUACACAAUCAUAUUCUCAGAUGCAUAUCUAAAUUUGAUCAUUUAAAAUAAAGCAAUUUUUUAGCUGUA
Molecule: messenger RNA, 2456 nt
Organism: Sander lucioperca (pikeperch)
Lineage: Eukaryota; Metazoa; Chordata; Actinopteri; Perciformes; Percidae
Product: protein phosphatase 1 regulatory subunit 1B-like
Exons: 6
Coding region: 214-750 (178 amino acids)
Biological process (GO): intracellular signal transduction
Cellular component (GO): cytoplasm
Molecular function (GO): protein phosphatase inhibitor activity
Source: RefSeq, a predicted model, not a curated record